Molecule: messenger RNA, 1945 nt
Organism: Jaculus jaculus (lesser Egyptian jerboa)
Lineage: Eukaryota; Metazoa; Chordata; Mammalia; Rodentia; Dipodidae
Gene: Slc25a40
Product: solute carrier family 25 member 40
Exons: 11
Coding region: 208-1215 (335 amino acids)
Biological process (GO): mitochondrial transmembrane transport
Source: RefSeq, a predicted model, not a curated record
CCGCCCCUGCCCCACCGCCUGGGAGCCCAGCUCUCUUCAGCCGCGUCACGUCCUGGCCCCGCUGACCAGUCCGCGUGCCUCGGUGUUGGCCAGGUAGUGGUCGCAGUGAGUCUCAGAGGCCGACCGCAACACCACCCGGGACUUUCUCACCUCGGUUUGCCUGGACCACCUGCCUUCCAGUGGCCUGCGUACCAGUUGAUUAAAGACAUGGAUGCUGAAACAGAGGGCCCACUGAUGCUGAAAGUGACACCACUUCAGCAAAUGCUUUCCUCUUGUGCUGGAGCUAUAUUGACCUCACUAAUGGUGACACCCCUGGAUGUUGUUAAAAUUCGACUCCAAGCCCAGAGCAACCCAUUCCCCAAAGGGAAAUGUUUUGUAUAUAGUAAUGGACUCAUGGAUCAUAUGUGUAUCUGUGAAGGAGGCAAGAAAGCAUGGUAUAAGAAGCCAGGAAAUUUUCAUGGAACAUGGGAUGCCUUUUUAAAAAUCCUUCGAAAUGAGGGCAUUAAGUCCCUCUGGAGUGGCCUUCCUCCUACUCUAGUCAUGGCAGUUCCUGCCACAGUUGUUUAUUUUACCUGCUAUGAACAAUUAUCUGCUCUUCUGAGGUCUAAAUUAGGAGAAAAUGAAACCCGAAUACCAAUUGUUGCUGGAAUUGUGGCUAGAUUUGGUGCAGUAACUAUGAUAAGUCCAUUAGAAUUGAUUAGAACCAAGAUGCAAUCUAAGAAAUUUUCUUACAAAGAACUGCAUCUAUUUAUCAGCAAGAAAGUGUCUGAAGAUGGUUGGAUUUCCCUCUGGAAGGGCUGGGCUCCUACCGUUCUUAGAGAUGUACCUUUCUCAGCAAUGUACUGGUAUAACUAUGAAUUUUUAAAGAAGUGGUUGUGUGAGAAAUCUGGUUUAUAUGAACCGACAUUUAUGAUCAACUUUACUUCAGGGGCAUUGUCUGGUUCUUUUGCAGCAGUUGCAACAUUACCAUUUGAUGUGGUAAAAACACAAAAACAGACACAACUUUGGACACAUGAAAAUCAUACAAUUUCUGUGCCUUUGCAUAUGUCAACUUGGGCUAUAAUGAAGAAUAUUGUUGCUGAAAAUGGAUUUUCUGGAUUAUUUACAGGUCUAAUUCCUCGUGUAGUUAAAAUUGCUCCUGCUUGUGCCAUUAUGAUUAGUACAUAUGAACUUGGAAAGACUUUUUUCCAGAAACAAAAUGUUCAAAGGCAGUAAUUAUACUGAUCUCUUAAUUCCACAUACCAACUAUAACAAAGUAAAACGAAGACUUUUAGGCAAGCAUUUUUUUCAAUAAUAUUCUCCUACAUUGAUUUUAUGUCUUUGUUCCCUUUAACUUAAAGAAACAGUAAUUUUUGCUCUACCUCUAAAUCAUAACUUUUAUUUUAAAAUAAUUUUUAUUGUGUUUGGAUAUACUUAAACAACCCAGAAAUGUUAGCCAUUUAGCACUCUUGUAAAGAAAAUUACUCCAGGCUGGACAGAUGGCUUAGCCAUUAAGGCACUUGCCUGUGAAGCCAAAAGACUUUGGUGUGCUUCCUCAGCACCCACAUAAACUAGAGGCACAAGGUGGCACAUGCAUCUGGAGUUUGUUUGCAGUGGCUGGAAGCCCUGGCAUGCCCAUUCUCUCUGUCUGCCUCUUUCCCUCUCUCAAAUAAAAAUAAAAUAUUUAAUUAAAAAAAAAUUAUUCCAUGGUAUUGAAAGCAGUCGGCUAGGAGUGUAAGUUCAAAUUUUUUAAUCAUGGACAUUGACAUCUUAAUAGAUCUUAUUAUCUUAAUAGGUAAUAGAGGCAGUCAUUAAAUUGUUCAUAUUUGCUAGGUAAUACCUGUUAACUUUAAUUGAAAUGCACUAUGUCCCCAUGUAACAGGCCUCAUGUGUAUUUUAUCUACAUAAAUUAAAAUAUAAUUGUAUGCCUGAUGUGUAUCUUGAUAUUUUUUUUGAUGAUUUAGAA